Molecule: messenger RNA, 408 nt
Organism: Saccoglossus kowalevskii
Lineage: Eukaryota; Metazoa; Hemichordata; Enteropneusta; Harrimaniidae
Product: amine oxidase [flavin-containing] B-like
Molecular function (GO): oxidoreductase activity
Source: RefSeq, a predicted model, not a curated record
CCAAAGAAUUCCUAUGGGUUCAGUUAUUAAAACAGUAACUUACUACAAAACUGCAUUCUGGGAAACAAAAGGUUUUCAUGGAUCCUGUAUUGUUAUUGAUGAUACUGAGCCUGUUAACUUUAUUCUUAAUGACACUAAACCAGAUGGAUCAUAUCCAGCAUUAUUAAGUUACAUUCCUGGUGGUAAAGCCAUAUCCUGGAACCAGAAAUCAUCAGAGGAGAGGAAAGCAGCAUUGUGCAAACUGUAUUCUAAAAUAUUCAAAUCAGAAGAUGCACUACAGCCAAUUAAUUAUUUGGAAUUUGCAUGGAUUGGGACACCAUUCAUCGGUGGUGGUCAUAGCCCCUUUUAUCCUCCUGGUGUUAUUACUGGCUAUGCAAGGUACGUUCUCAUCAAUGUCUAUUUCUGUCG